Mytilus californianus (California mussel) is the source of this 7996-nucleotide messenger RNA. RefSeq lists its product as uncharacterized. Gene Ontology annotation, molecular function: calcium ion binding. Lineage: Eukaryota; Metazoa; Mollusca; Bivalvia; Mytilida; Mytilidae. Gene Ontology annotation, cellular component: membrane. The record is from RefSeq and is a predicted model, not a curated record. Gene Ontology annotation, biological process: homophilic cell-cell adhesion. The transcript has 27 exons. The coding region runs from base 142 to 4956 and encodes 1604 amino acids.
UAUUCAAUAUGUUUUUACAGCUGCCUUAGCAAUGUCCAUGAAAAUUGUGGGAAUAGUGGAAGGCGAAAACGUGAUGUUAGUAGUGAAGUUGUAUACAAUUUGUUGGAUGCUGCGGAGCCUGUUGAUAAUUUUUUGUCUGUGAUGCAACAGAUUUUUAAUGAUGAAAACAUGUAUGAUGUUGAUUCUACAUGGUAUGGAGCAUUUAAACCAGUUGUAUCUGAUGAAAGUCCAUUGGGAAUCCAGCUGUCAUCAGAUGAAUUCAGCAAUGUACUAAGUGCAAUUAAUGACGAAACACAAAAGGUUACAUUGAAUAAAUUCUUACAAAGAUGGAACAACACAGCAACAGCAUGGAAAGAUGGGACAUUAAACACACUGACUGAUGUUGCUGAUGUAAUAAAUUUUCGGAAACUGGAUCCAGGAAUUCAACAAUAUAUUGAUGAUCAUAGCAACGCUAAGACAAAGGGAUUUAAUUCAAUAUUUGAUGUGUAUGACCAUGCCGCAGAAACAUACAAAGCAGCUGAACAAGAAACUCAGAGUGGUAGUAGUGAAUCCAUUUGUGCAAAGGUCAGAGUAAGAAUUGUCCAGGAUUUAGUUCUAACACGUGAUGCCUUUAAUACUAGACUGGAGAUUGAAAAUGGAGAAACUUCUGCAUUGGAGAAUAUCAAAGUGGAGAUCAGAAUUACACAAACAUUUGGAAAUGGAGAGUCCGCAAAGGAUACGUUUUCUAUAGGUAAACCAUCUUUGAUAGGAAUAUCUGGUGUAGAUGGAGAAGGGACCCUUGAAAAAGAUAUUUCAGGGUCAGCUGAAUGGUUAAUGAUCCCUUAUUCUACAGCAGCACCACAAGAUGAUACAUUGUAUGAUGUUGGAGGUCAGUUAUCCUACAGUGUUGGUGGCUCAAACUUUUCUGUUCCUUUGCUUCCAGACAUCAUAACUGUGAAACCUAAUCCAAGACUGGUGGUGCAUUAUUUCUAUGAAAAAUAUGUAAGAGGAGAUGAUCCAUUAACAGUAGCUAUUGAGCCUAUUAUUCCAUUUAAUUUAGCAGUGACUGUAAUGAAUGAUGGGUUUGGCACAGCCCAGGCUCUCCGCAUUUCAUCUGCUCAGCCAGAAAUCAUUGAAAAUGAAAAAGGUUUAUUGAUAACAUUUAAAAUAUUAGGUGCAAAACUUGGAAAUGAGCAAAUCGCUCCGUCCCUAUCGGUUAAUUUCGGAGACAUUCAUUCCUUUGAAACAAAAACUGCCACUUGGCUUUUGACAUCAACUCUUAAAGGAACAUUUUACAACUAUACUGCUACCUUUGAAAACAUCAACCCGCUUGGAGAUCCUCAACUUUCAUUAUUUGAUGAACUUGGAUAUCAUGAACUUGUUCACUUAGUAAGAAUAAAUACAGAAAAUGAAAGUGAUGACUUUGACGAUUUUUUGGUGAAUGACAUUGUGGAUAGUGAGACUAUGCCAGAUAGACUUUAUAGCACUCAGAAUGGGUCAAAUGUAUAUGAUGUUUAUAUAGGAAAUCUUACUCAACUAUACACAAGCUCGUACGUACGAUCACAAAAGAAAGUCUACACAGUGGUACAUCUCAAAGUAACAGCAAACACAUCAACCUGGACAUACACAAGAAUUGAAAAUAACAUCACAAGUUCAAACCCUGUUGAUAGUCAAAAUUUGCUACAAUGUGAAUCAAGUUUAAAUAGGAAACUAAUGAUUGAAAAGAAUGUAUGGCAGACAACACAUAUUCUUGAUAAAUUUUUUCUCCAUAUAUUUGAUUUUAUUCCCUCUAAUGAAACAGCUGAGGAGGGUGUGGAAGUUACGUAUGAUAUCACUUUUGGACCACGGAAUAUGUAUGCCCCCAUAUUCAACAUGACUAGUUACUCACAGACCGUGCCAUUUGAUGCUUCGAUUGGAUCAGUUAUUUUAACACUAUCAGGACAUGACAUUGAUGAUAACCAAAUGUCAUUUCAGAUAGUUGAUGAAGAUAUUAAACCUGUUUUUGCCAUAAAUGAGACCAUCGGAAGCAUUAACACAAAAGUCCUUCUGAAUUCAACUACUGUGUAUACAUUUAAGGUGAUGAUAGUAGAUCAUGGUAUUCCACCAAUGUCCUCUAUGACAAAUAUCACUAUUAGUGUAACUGACUAUAUAAUUUCUUCAGUUCCAUCUACAGACACUGCAAGUCCAGUAUCAACACCACUGACUUCAUAUAUAACUGAAUAUACUAUUAAAUCUUCAGAGUCAUCAGCUGCUAGAGAGACAGUAGGAAGUGAAACAAGUACCAGGUCUCGUGAAAUGUAUACAUCAGAAUCUCAAGCCACGCCUACGAUCACUACAGGAUAUACUACUGAAUCAUCUAUACCUGCUGGACAAACAAACCACUAUUAUGCCACAUCUACUGUAAAAGUUGAAAAUAAAUGUAACAGUACCAGCCUUGCAUGUGAUUUGUUAAAUGGGGGAUGCAGUAUCAACAGCACAGGAGACGCCUUCUGUUUUUGCAACGCAGGCUAUGAGUUUACUAAUCCAGGUGUUAGUUAUACGUGUACAGUUGAAAAUAAAUGUAACAGUACCAGCCUUGCAUGUGAUUUGUUAAAUGGGGGAUGCAGUAUCAACAGCACAGGAGACGCCUUCUGUUUUUGCAACGCAGGCUAUGAGUUUACUAAUCCAGGUGUUAGUUAUACGUGUACAGUUGAAAAUAAAUGUAACAGUACCAGCCUUGCAUGUGAUUUGUUAAAUGGGGGAUGCAGUAUCAACAGCACAGGAGACGCCUUCUGUUUUUGCAACGCAGGCUAUGAGUUUACUAAUCCAGGUGUUAGUUAUACGUGUACAGUUGAAAAUAAAUGUAACAGUACCAGCCUUGCAUGUGAUUUGUUAAAUGGGGGAUGCAGUAUCAACAGCACAGGAGACGCCUUCUGUUUUUGCAACGCAGGCUAUGAGUUUACUAAUCCAGGUGUUAGUUAUACGUGUACAGUUGAAAAUAAAUGUAACAGUACCAGCCUUGCAUGUGAUUUGUUAAAUGGGGGAUGCAGUAUCAACAGCACAGGAGACGCCUUCUGUUUUUGCAACGCAGGCUAUGAGUUUACUAAUCCAGGUGUUAGUUAUACGUGUACAGUUGAAAAUAAAUGUAACAGUACCAGCCUUGCAUGUGAUUUGUUAAAUGGGGGAUGCAGUAUCAACAGCACAGGAGACGCCUUCUGUUUUUGCAACGCAGGCUAUGAGUUUACUAAUCCAGGUGUUAGUUAUACGUGUACAGUUGAAAAUAAAUGUAACAGUACCAGCCUUGCAUGUGAUUUGUUAAAUGGGGGAUGCAGUAUCAACAGCACAGGAGACGCCUUCUGUUUUUGCAACGCAGGCUAUGAGUUUACUAAUCCAGGUGUUAGUUAUACGUGUACAGUUGAAAAUAAAUGUAACAGUACCAGCCUUGCAUGUGAUUUGUUAAAUGGGGGAUGCAGUAUCAACAGCACAGGAGACGCCUUCUGUUUUUGCAACGCAGGCUAUGAGUUUACUAAUCCAGGUGUUAGUUAUACGUGUACAGAUGAAAACGAGUGUGUCUUACAAACACAUUCUUGUAAUCAGAGGUGCAUCAACAAAGCUGGAGGUUAUCUAUGUUCUUGUAAGGAUGGUUUUGUGUUAACAGGGAACACAACAUGUCAAAACAUAGAUGAGUGUAUAUUGUUAAACAAUAACUGUGAGCAGAUAUGUGUUGAUACAAUAGGAAGUUUCAACUGUUCAUGUAGGGAUGGUUUUGUAUUGAACUCAGAUCAAAGAAGCUGUAAUAAAGAUUAUGACCCAUGUGGAAAUAAGAAUAUCAACUGUAGCUAUGGAUGCGUACUAGAGAACAGUGCACCUGUCUGCUAUUGUCCAGAAAAUUAUGAACUCAGCAUAGAUGACAACCAGACAUGCUCAGUUGUAUACAGAUCAGUUGAGAUCUCCAUGACCACAGAUUAUCCAUACGCAAGUGAAAUGGCAGAUCCUUCCACAGAUGAAUUCAAACAUGCAAGAGUUGAUAUUAAAGUAGCAUUGUAUUACAGAUACAGCAAUAUUCCUGGAUUUUUAUCAUUAACUGUUAUUAGCUUUUCGUUUGGUAGUACAAUUGUUCAAUAUACGGUUGUAUUUAACCAAAGUUUGAGUGACAGUAAAAUAAUUGAGAUUGCCAGUGUCACUAAUAAUAUAACACAUAUAACUGUACUAGAGAAGCCAUACGGUGUAACAGGAGAAACUUUUGUCAACUACCAAAAAACAAAUCAGGAGCCGUUAACCUGUACAUUGUGUAAAGCAAAUCAUACAUGUGUAAUACUAAAAACAAAUACUUAUGAAUGCAGACCACCAUUGUCUAAACUAGAGAGUAGGUCAUUAUUUUUUGAGGCUACACUUCGGAAAAAUUUUAACCAAAAUUAUGGAAAUAAACUGCAUUUAGAAUAUGCUGCAUAUGAAGAAGAAGUAGAACAAGCAUUUGCAACAGAGAUGAAUGGUGUAGAAGAUAUCCAGUACUUAAAUGUAACAAAUUUGAGAAAUCACCCAGAGGGAGUUACAACUUGCCUUGUUAUGAUAUUUAACACUGUUGCUAAUAAGACAUUACAGUAUGAUAAAGUGUUGAACAUCUUGGUAAAGAUAGAAACCGAGGAUAGAUCAUGUGUAGACAGUGUAGAUACGUGCAUUGCUUUAAACGGAAGUAUUACAUUAGGCAAUACAACUACAACAUUAGAACCUGUCAUAUGCAGUAUCUGUUCUUUGACACAGCAAUGUAUACAAAACAAUCAAAUUUCCAGAUACCAAUGUGUUAAUCAACAAACAACAGAACAAACAGCAAGCUCAACCUCAAAAAGAAUUACUACCACUGUACAAAGUAAAAGUUCAUCAGAUUUGAUACUCGGUCUAGGUAUAGGAUUACCUCUAGCCAUUACCGCAUUUAUUAUCAUUUCAACGAUCAUGAUAUGCAUGUCUUGUAGAUGUAAAAACAGAAGUCUGAAUCAAUAGUACAAGGACAAUCAGAUGAUGAUAAUUGGCAGAUUAGACAAGCCUUUGGUAGAAAGGAUUCAAGUUUGAUGGGAACAAAGUCUUUGGUAGGCUUUUACAAUGAAGUUGCUUAUAAAUAUGCCUUUGAAAAGAGGCAAUACGACUAACUGUUGUUAACAGUAAAAACAAAUUGAAUGAAUGACAUUGUGGAAACUAGGUUUAUUGACACAAGAGUUGACAUACUUUAUUCAGUGAAAUUUUGAGACAUCAUGACCCUCAGUAAAAAGGAAUGAACUGUCGGGUUAGGAUUUAACUAAAACUAACUAUCAAAAAUGUUCAUUUUGUCUCUGCAGCAGACACACCACCUUAUGCCAAGAACUUAUUUUUUUGUAUCCAGUCAUGAACCUGGUUAUGAAUAUAAUUUCUCUGUCAGGUAUAUGCAUGCUUUUGGUUUUUUUUUUUUUUCUCUAAUAAUUUUUUUUUUGAAAAAAAGGAAAUACAGAAAUUUUAUUUUCGGUUUAUAAACUAACUAUCAUGCCUAGAAAAAGGCUAAACAUAGCUUUUGUUUCUCAGAAUUUUGGAAGUUUUAUACAGUGAAACAACCAAAACCAAAUCUGAUUUUGAAGGAUAUUUUACAAUAAAACAAAAGCUUAGUAUAAAUGAAGAGGGACAAUUGGGUCACCAAAAAAAUCGCAUUUUUCUUAAAUUACGUAACCAUUAAAUUUCAAACUUGAAAUAUACUCCAUUCAUUUGACUUGAUUAACAUAUCUUAAAUUGCUUAGUAAUAUUGGAAUGUUCUAUUUAAGAUUUGGUUGAUAUCUAUUCUGUUUACUUUAUUGAUGUUAACUGGUCACCAUAUAGAUAUUUUAUUAUACAUUGUAUUGCAAAAUUGCCACGUUAAUAAGACGUAAAAGCCAAAAGUUUAAAAUGUAAGUUUAACAAACUGUCAUGUUAUAAUUGUCUGAUAUUGUUUAUUUUUUCUGUAUUUUAUAUGUAUACAUAUAUAUAUAUAUAGAGAGAGAGAGAGAGAGAGAGAGAGAGAGAGAGAGAGAGAGAGAGAGCUAAUGAUUAGCAUUUUUAACGAGGAUUUGUUGAUUUAUUAUCAAACGGACAUAUAUAUGUGUUUUUAUAUUAAUCAUAAUGAUUUCCUAUGACAUUUGUUUUCCAUUCGUUUGAUGUGUUUGAGCUUUAGAUUUUGCCAUUUGAUAAAGGACUUUUUGUUUUAGAAUUUUCCUUGCAGUUUGGUAUUUUUGUUAUUUACUUUUUAUUUUGCUGAUUAUCAUGAUCAUCUUUCGAUUUUUAAAGUAUAUUUUUAUUAAUAAUUUGAUGAAUUAUAAAAAAAAACCUUCUUUGUAAUGUGCAUGAUGAUAACAAUAUUAAUCAUUUUACCAUAGAUCUGUAAUGGAAGAGAUGCUUCAAUGGUCAUAAUUACAAGCCAAAUAUUAAUAAUGGCAAAAGUUAAAAGAGUAAAACAAAAAGACAUAUAAGGAUUAUUUUAUGACAUAUGAUUUUCAUUAAUAUGUCUUUCUUAUCAGUAAAUCCUAAUACUGUUAAAUAUUGUUAGAAGACAAUCUUACCUGUGGUCAUUAUUUUUUAUGCUUUGCUGAGUUUGUAUCUGUAGAUUUAUGUUUUUUUUUAUCUGUAUUCCAUAUUUAUAUAUUCUAUGAUCAUUCGAUAAUCAAAUAUUUUAGUGUGAGUACAGGCAUUUGAUUGUCUUAAUUUUAAUGCUGCUGAAUUUUCGUACAUUGUAGGUGGUAAACAUGGUAAUUGCAUUUCUUAUGCUUUGGUAUUUUAGUGUUAACACAUUUCCAAUAAAAUAAGACAUUUGUUUGUCUGUGUUAUUGACUUAUCGUUUUUUUUUACCAGAGAAGAAAGCAUUUACACAUGUUAAGUUUUUAAGGACAUGCAGUGAGAAGGUGUUUUUGUAGUUUAUUUAAUACCAGUUUGAAGCAAAAUACAUAAUUGGAUUAUUAAUAGAUUUCAUAAUAAAACGUGAAUAGUAAGUUAAGAUUUAUACUGCCUUUUUUUAAAUGAUGGUAACAUAUAAUUAUAUGCUUUUUUAUGAUUUUUGUAUCAUACUUUGUAUUCAGUGUACCACCAACAUUACUUCUGUUAUGUGGAGGAAAGUUUUAAUGAAGAGAGUCUUUGCAAAAGAUUUUAUUGGCGAAAAUCUAAAUGUUGCAAUUAAAAAAAAAAUGAUUAAUAAAGUUUGGUUAAAAAAUUAACCCCCUCGUGUAUAAUUUAGUUACAAUUGAGCUUUUAAACUGAUGAGUAGCAAGUUUUUGCUUAGGAGUAUACAUUCUUGUAAAAUUUUCUGAAUUAAAAAAAAAAUAAAUUAGUGUUGCCUUAUGUAAAUGUUUUUGUAACCAGCAUUUGAAAUUAAGCAUGAUCUUAAUUACUUAAAAAUUAUUGAUUGCGUUUGAGUCUUAACAGAUUUUCACAAGAAUUUUGAAGAAAGUUAAUGUUAUUAUUUAUUACAUAUUUGAACCAAUUACAAAACAAAAAAGAGAUUUAUCUCUUUAUUUUAUUUUUUUAAAAUAAAAUGUCCAAAUCGUAAAGCAUGAUACUUUUGUCUAAGCAUUUUUAUCAUGUUCGUUUCGGGUGAUAAAAACAUGUUUAAUAUAUAUUUUUUGUCAGGUGAACAUUUUCGUUCACAAACAUUAGCCGCAUGUCAAUGUAUAUUUAUUUCUAAAUUGGAAAUGCAAAAUGUUACCUUCUGUUUUCUGGUUAUUAGACAUGUUGGAAUUCAAAUAUAAGAUUUCUUUUCUCUAAAUAAAUUAUAAGUACUUGUAUUUGAUAAUCUAUGCGUUUUAUAGAAAUAAGUUUAGAGAUUUGACUGAUAUAUAAAUGUUUAAAUGUAUCAUGCUUAAUAUUAGUUCUACUACUGUUUAUAUUCAAGAUAAAUCUUAUUUUGUAGUACAUGUCCCCGUGCUUGUGGUGUAUGCCCUUAUAUUUUACAAUUAUGAGUUGUUUGCCUGUGAGAGAGCUUUCACAUGUUUAUUAUAUCUUUGUUCUUUAUUUGUUAAUUAAAUAUAAUGGUGUUGGGAUGUAUAAAUAAUCA